Drosophila obscura is the source of this 2287-nucleotide messenger RNA. It is a transcript of the gene Septin1, whose product is annotated as septin-1. The record is from RefSeq and is a predicted model, not a curated record. NCBI's taxonomy places the organism in Eukaryota, Metazoa, Arthropoda, Insecta, Diptera, Drosophilidae. The transcript has 5 exons. Bases 84 to 1175 code for a protein of 363 amino acids. Gene Ontology annotation, cellular component: cell division site; synaptic vesicle; septin complex. Gene Ontology annotation, biological process: regulation of exocytosis; cytoskeleton-dependent cytokinesis. Gene Ontology annotation, molecular function: molecular adaptor activity; GTPase activity; GTP binding.
UCUCGAUAGUGCCCUCUUUGGUUUGACACCUCUAUUUGUUCGUCUUGCAUUGUGUUCGUUCGUUUCGUGUUUUUUUUUUUAAAAUGGCUGAUACAAAGGGCUUUUCCAGCAUUGAGACGCCCGGCUAUGUGGGGUUCGCAAAUCUGCCCAACCAAGUGCACCGCAAAUCGGUGAAAAAAGGCUUCGAGUUCACCCUGAUGGUGGUGGGUGAGUCUGGAUUGGGCAAGUCUACACUGGUCAACAGUUUAUUUCUCACGGACCUAUACCCGGAACGCAUCAUACCCGAUGCCAUAGAGAAACAAAAGCAAACAGUCAAGUUGGAGGCCUCGACGGUGGAGAUCGAGGAGCGUGGGGUCAAGCUGCGCCUCACCGUCGUCGACACACCCGGCUUUGGUGACGCCAUCGACAAUUCCAACAGCUUCGGUGCUAUACUCGAGUACAUCGAUGAGCAGUACGAGCGCUUCCUGCGUGAUGAAAGCGGCCUUAAUCGUCGCAACAUUGUGGACAAUCGCAUACACUGCUGCUUCUACUUUAUUUCGCCCUUUGGGCAUGGCCUGAAACCAUUGGACGUGGAGUUCAUGAAGAAACUCCACUCCAAGGUGAACAUUGUGCCCGUUAUAGCCAAAGCUGACUGCCUCACCAAAAAAGAGAUCUUGCGCCUUAAGUGCCGCAUUAUGCAAGAGAUCGAGAGCCACGGCAUUAAGAUUUAUCCACUGCCAGACUGUGAUUCCGACGAGGACGAAGACUAUAAGGAACAAGUGAAGCAACUGAAGGAAGCUGUGCCUUUCGCUGUCUGCGGCGCCAAUACAUUACUCGAGGUCAAGGGUAAAAAGGUGCGCGGCCGCCUCUAUCCCUGGGGCGUGGUCGAGGUAGAAAAUCCCGAGCACUGUGAUUUCAUAAAGCUGCGCACUAUGCUGAUCACCCACAUGCAGGAUCUGCAGGAGGUGACGCAAGAGGUGCACUACGAAAACUAUCGCUCCGAUCGCCUGGCCAAAGGCAUCAAGUGUAAGGAGAAUGGCGUAAAGCAGGAACGUGAAAACAACGUGAACGCCCAGGCUGUGGCCAACAGUGCGCUCUCGGAGAAGGAUCGCAUACUGCAAGAGAAGGAGGCCGAGCUUGCACGUAUGACAGAGAUGCUGGCUCAGAUGCAAGCCCGCAUGCAAGCCCAGCAUUAAAGCGUAUCCAAUCAAUCGAUACAUACACCUACAUAUAUAUAUGUGUAUAUUUAUAUAUAUCUAUAUAUAUAUAUAAAUAUACAAUAUACAUAUAAAAAUCAAGAAGCGAAAAGCACUAAAUUGUGCAAUCGAUAGUUAUACACAAAAAACAUAUACAUAUAUAUAUUUUGUACGCAGAUUUUUAAGUUACGGUCGCGCUUGACUAUAUUCUCACUGUAAAACGAAUGGCGCUAAAGUAUUUUGUAUUAAUUUUGCAUUCACCAUAUUUGUAUACAUACGUUUAUGUACAUGCAUAUGAAUAUGAAUAUCAAUAUAUAGAACAUAGAUAUAAAUACUUACAUACACACACCCGCACAUCUACUACUAUGCAUGGCGAAACGUCUACAAUGUAAUUGUUCCCCAAAAUUCUCAUCAAAUUUCGUCAAAAACAAACGCGAACACACUUCAUAUCACACACUCCUAAAAUCGAACAUGAAUAACAACUGUAUUCCUACUAUGUAUUUAGACAUGACUUGUCGAUAUUAACCAUGGAUUAUUGCACUUUGUAUUUGCAUUUAGAUUAAGUUAUAGUAUCGACCCCAUCGCCUGAUUCAUCCGAUCUAUUGUGUUACUCGACUUUUUUUUGUCUGUUUAUCGUCUUUAUAGUCUCCAACACACUCGGCAGUAGCUGCCGCUGGCACCCAGCCAGCUGCCAGCUCCUCUGCUCUUCCGUUAUAAGCGUUUUAUUUAGGUUAUAGGUUUGCACGCCGUGCUGUCGUCCUUUGAUUUGCCAUAGAGCUAUGGGCCCAGUCCCCUGCCCCCUGCAUCCUAUGCACAAUCUUACUGCUCAAAACUUGAUCUUUGAAGUACUUAAAGCUCUUUGAAGUGAUCCCUUCCUAGGUGGCAUGGACCGCCCAUAGAUCUGCGCCAACUCAGAGGACGAGACAAGGGCAGUCACGGCCACGUGCACUCUCGAAAGUAAAAACCAAAAUGUGAAAUCUCUUUUUUUAUAAUGUAUAUGAACUAUUUUAUCCAAACUUAAUUCGCUAUGACUAAAUAUUCUGCAAGGUGCGUUCCACACUAAACGGAACAUCUUGAAAAUAAAAGCAACAAAAUUGUAUUUUAUUGCAUAA